AUGCCACCACGAAGUUUUGACACGCUUCUGAAACUGGUGGCUCCUCGAAUAAGGAAGGUCGAUACCAGGUUGCGCAAGGCGAUUCCACCGGAACAUCGCCUAGCUCUGGCAGUGAGAUUUCUGGCAGCAGGAGAGACUAUUCGGACGUCGUCGUUCAACUUCUUGGCGGGGCGCUCUACUGCUUGCGGCAUUGUGUCGGAUGUGUGCCAAGCGAUAUGGGAAGUCCUUGGUCCCUUGUACGUGAUGUACCCGUCGUCCGCAGCCGAGUGGCUCAAGGUUGCAAACGAAUUUGAGCUGAGGUGGAAUAUGCCGCAUUGCAUAGGAGCCAUCGACGGGAAGCAUGUUGUGAUCGAGUGCCCAGCAAAUACAGGUUCUCAAAACAGGAACUACAAAGGCAGUUUCAGCCACUCACUACUAGCUAUAAGUGAAGCUAAUUACAAGUUUCUCUAUGUCGAAGUUGGCCAUUACGGCAGUGAAUCUGAUGGUGGUGUUUUCGGGCGUAGCAAGCUGCUAGAGUUGAUCGAAGCCAGUAAAAUGGGAAUUCCUAGAGACUCCGAGAUAGGCAACAUUGGUGCCAUGCCAUAUUUUUUCGUGGGCGAUGAAGCGUUUCCUUUGAAAACCUUUAUGAUGAGGCCUUAUUCUCGGAAAUGUAAGUCACUAAAAUCUUUUUCGAAGCCAUUCGUGCUUUGCGUUCUUGUAGUGCCAUUGCCAUUUUUGUUUGCUAGCUUUAUUUAUGCCAGGUUUAUGUUGUGCAAUGCAGCCCUUCCAUCCUUGUUCAGUGACACAUCUGAUGAUCAUCAGGCUUUUGAAGAGCGGCACAAGAAAAGAAUUUUUAACUAUCGACUCAGCCGAGCACGAAGAGUUGUUGAAAAUGCCUUUGGCAUUAUGGCUCAAAGGUGGCGCAUCCUUCGACGGCCUUUUAAAGCAAAGGAAGAAAACAUUCGUAAAAUUGUGUCUGCUUGUGUAACACUACACAAUUUUUUGUUGUGCGAGUCUCCUGCAUCUCGGGCAGCAUAUUGUCCACCUGGCAGUGCCGACACCGAGGAUUGGCAAGGGCAGCUCACUGAGGGCAACUGGAGAGCUGAAGGAGGCACAGGGAAUGCUCUGUCUGCAAUAAGCAGCUCAGGCUGUCGCUCAACCCGGCAAGCCUAUGAUGUGAGAGACAAGCUCUGCAACUACUUUAUUACUGAUGAUGGCAGUGUCCCCUGGCAAGAACGCAUCAUUAAGAACCCCACAUCACAAGCACAUUCUGUUCGGCCGUCGGUGUCCACUGGACUGUCAGGAGCGUCGGGCACUGGCCAGUCCUGAAAGUCAUCUGCUUCAGCAGGUGUGAAUUCGGC
Molecule: messenger RNA, 1340 nt
Organism: Rhipicephalus sanguineus (brown dog tick)
Lineage: Eukaryota; Metazoa; Arthropoda; Arachnida; Ixodida; Ixodidae
Exons: 6
Coding region: 1-1308 (435 amino acids)
Source: RefSeq, a predicted model, not a curated record